Mytilus trossulus (common blue mussel) is the source of this 1075-nucleotide messenger RNA. RefSeq lists its product as uncharacterized. The transcript has 2 exons. NCBI's taxonomy places the organism in Eukaryota, Metazoa, Mollusca, Bivalvia, Mytilida, Mytilidae. The coding region runs from base 116 to 865 and encodes 249 amino acids. The record is from RefSeq and is a predicted model, not a curated record.
AAUCACAAACAAGUUUCAAUCAACUGAGUCAUUGAUCAAUUCAUUGAAAUAUUUACUGUUUCGUUUUGCGUCACUUCAUUAUGUAAGUGGAGUUAACUGUAGUAUUUGUCUUGAAAUGGAGAGAAAAGGACCUAGAAUAGCUCAAUAUCCGGUUGGUCCGGAACAACAAAUAUUUGACAAUGUUGCUAGAAGGUUAUCAGAAUACGAAAUUUUUACAUUUAAUGGACAUUUGCGUGUGAAUAAAAAUAUACAAGAAUAUAAUAGAGUUCAUGAAUACGAAAAAGUUCAUGAAUUAUACGAAAAACAUCGUUCUUAUGACAAUUUUCAUGAACAUAAGUAUAAAGAAUAUAAGCCAAAUUACAUAACUAGAGAUCAACACGAAGAAAUGAAAUCCAUUAAACAACCCAGAAGAAACACAAAUGUAGAACUAAUUCCAAUUGGUGGACCAGAGAAUUCUAUUCGUGAAUAUGAUUAUAAAGAAUAUAAAUCGUCACCGUAUGACUUAAAUCGCCCUGUACAUGAUACUUUCAGUUCUAAAAAUGAUAGUUACAUGGACAAGAAGUUACAGGAGUACCAAAUUAAAACAUAUUUGCUCAGGGAAGAUAAUUUUCAUCCUUUUAAAAAAAUAAACAAUUUUGGAGAUGUGGAAAAGGAAGAUUCACAAGAGGAAACUGAUAUGUCAUUUCUGAAAAGGUGUAAACUGUCUUCAAUGUUGCCAAUAAUUCAACCAAAAUGGAGACCACAAGAAAAGGACUCUCCUCCACCAGAUUACUCUUCACUCAGUAAUGCAAGACCUCGCCCGCUCAACCUAAAGAAAAAUCUAUCCGUAUCUUUCGAUGCUGAGGAGGAUAAUUUCAAAUGGUAAAAAUGAAUGAACACCAGAAAUCAUAUCAUAUUUCUGCUAUAGUUUGGUUAUAUGUACAUUCAAAGUUGGAAAUAUAGACGCGAAAUGUAUUGUAAAAGUCAAAUUAAGUACAGAUUGCUGAAUAUGAUAUAAUACCAGAUUAUAACGACAAACGAAGAAAAAUGCACCAUUUUCUUUUAUUUGUAUAGUUUCAAUAAAGUUAAAAUUCUA